Molecule: messenger RNA, 862 nt
Organism: Chenopodium quinoa (quinoa)
Lineage: Eukaryota; Viridiplantae; Streptophyta; Magnoliopsida; Caryophyllales; Amaranthaceae
Product: psbQ-like protein 3, chloroplastic
Exons: 3
Coding region: 181-732 (183 amino acids)
Biological process (GO): photosynthetic electron transport chain; photosynthesis
Cellular component (GO): extrinsic component of membrane; photosystem II oxygen evolving complex; chloroplast
Molecular function (GO): calcium ion binding
Source: RefSeq, a predicted model, not a curated record
AAUUUGGAUUUGGGCCCCUAUUAUCUCACCACAUAUUAUCCCUUUCUCUGUUCUUCUUCACCAAAAUUUGAGGAGCUCCAGCUCUCAACUCCCACUUUUCUUCCAAUUUUCUAAGAGGGAAGGAAGCAUGAAUGAACUGGUAGUUUAGAGUAGUCUGAUCAUCAGCCAUCUUUCUAUUCAAUGGCGCUUACUUCAUUGGUCGUAGGAGCGCAUAUACAAUAUGCUAUUCCUGUAUACACCUGCUGCACAAUGUCCUCUCCGAUUGUCAAGGUGAAUCCUCCUAAACUAGUGCUCUGUAUCAGCAGAAGAGUCGGAGCCAUAACAGCAAUGACUUCGUUAUUCUUAACAACAGAAGCAAUUAUGAAUGAUAAAACUGCAAAGAGUCUUGACUUCAGGAUAACAGUCCCUGACCAAACAGUUGAGGAGGCUCAGAGUGUAGUCAGAGAUCAUGCGCAGGCGUUAUUAGAUGUCAAGUUGCUUAUAGACUCGGAAUCUUGGAGGGACGCACAACAAGAAUUACGAAAGAAUUCAUCAUACCUUAAACAAGACUUCUACACAAUUAUCCAGAGCAAAGAGGGCAGCGCCAGGCCUCUUCUGAGGAGGCUCUAUGCUAAUUUAUUCAAUAAUGUUACCAAGUUGGAUUAUGCUGCAAGAGACAAGGAUGUUGCACGAGUCCAGGAAUGUUACAACAACGUUGCAGCUGCUCUGAAAGACUUUUUAUCUAGAAUAUGAAAAUUAUUGCUGUAAUUCUACAACCCCUUUUCUUGAUAUGAGUAAUGGCAUUUUAAUCCUGUAGCUAUUCUCAAUCUACUUGUGAAAGAGAGCAGAAGCAUAUAAACUAAUGUCGGAGAUUAUGGUGGCC